UCUCGCCGUCCACAUCCCGAGACCCGAGCGCGCAUGGCUGCUCCGAUACCACCGCAGUAUUUCCAGUAAAGAAAAAACCCACUCCCCACUCCCACGCCCUCCUUCCUCUGCCAUUCCCCCUCCCCUCCACCCAAGAACUCGUGCCCCCUCGCCCUCCUCCACUUUCUUGAUUCUUUUCUCACGUUGGCACCAUCCCCGCCUUGCUCUGCGUGCACGGGAAUGUUUCUUGUUCUUGCGGUGGUCUGAAGAGCGGAGGAAAGAGGAGACUAAUCACAGGAGAUGGGUUCUUGCGCGUCGGUUCACAAGGACGACGUCGGGACGCCCCAGAAGCUGCUACCCAAGGAGGGGCCGGUGGACGGGAAGGGCGGCGCCGCGGUCGGCGACGUCCUCGUUGAUCUCAAGCGCAAGAUUGAGGAGGGGCAGGCGGGCUUCGGCCACAGCAGGAGCCCCGAUUCUGGUAGCAAGGACGAAAUGUUCUUCGAGUCUCGAGGGUGGUUAGAUUCUGACUGCGAGGAUGACUUUCAGAGCGUGAAUGGAGAUUUCACUCCAUCCCGUGGCAGCACUCCAAAUUAUCAACCUAGAGCGAAUACUGUGAUGAGCAACGUUUUUCUGCCUAACAACGAACAUGACUCGAAAUCAUCAGAGCCUUCUCCAACUGGACGAAGGAAACUAUCCGAGCUCCUGCAAGAGGCGAUGCAGAACGCCCACGAAGAGAACACUGAUACCACCAGAGAACCAGAUAGCAGCAAGAACGGGGAGCAGCAGCCGCAAUCCGUUGACACAGCUGAGAAGCCGGUGUCCGAGUCGAGCACAGGCUGCAGCACCGAACCGACGCCCGCCAGAGAAGCCAGAAUCCGGAAGGAGAGGUCCUGGUACACCGGCCACUGCUGCCUGCCGACCUUUGUCCACAGCAUGACCUUGGAAGAAGAUGAGGGGAGGCAGAAGAUGGGCCCUGGGCCUGUUGCUGUUUGACAGCGCUGCUGCCUCCAGUGCCCCCUCUCCGAGCUGUAUCAGCUAUGGUACUACUACCUGAUGCGGCCCCUGAAUCGAAUUACUGUAAAGAAAGCCAAGUUGCUGAGAGUGCUAUAUCCUUGUAAUAAUCAAGCGAAUAGUCACUCCGGGAAUUCAUGUGCUGUAUCUAGAAUCUGGCUUGAGAAAUGCUGUGCAUAUAUUAUUUCCUCUGAUCUCCA
Messenger RNA from Lolium rigidum, 1190 nucleotides. RefSeq lists its product as uncharacterized. NCBI's taxonomy places the organism in Eukaryota, Viridiplantae, Streptophyta, Magnoliopsida, Poales, Poaceae. The record is from RefSeq and is a predicted model, not a curated record. Bases 280 to 972 code for a protein of 230 amino acids. The transcript is spliced from 3 exons.